AUGCGUAUGAUGUGCCAUGCAGCAGGACGUGUACUGUCGACAGUUGCUAUGCGUGGUGUUGGAAUGCUCUCGGCUUCUGACGGAAGCGCUGGAUCGAUAACUGAUUUCAAGGAUGAGCCGGUGACACAAAAUCGUUAUCUUUCCCUGUUUCCGUCUCCAAAAAUUGUCGUACCGACCUUCGAUCCGGCAAGACGAAUAGGCACAUUUGUAUCAGAAGCGAUUUACCACUUGUGCUACGAAAAAGCUUAUGAUAGAGAGCGUUUUAUUCGUGUCUCCGUUGAGGGCGCGUCAGUCUUAGGAGAAUGCAUAGCUGAUGGGGAAUGGAAUCGUAUGGGAUUUUUGGCUUCAAGAGAUCUUGUUGAACAAGCAAAAAUAGCUAGGCGGAGAUGUACUAGUGAUCAGCUGGAGAUGCUACGAUUCGUUUCUGAUGAUUCCAUAUUGUCAUUUUUGCAUUCGUCCUUCAUUUCACUUAGAAAUUUCGGUAGAAAGUAUGACCAUGGUAUUGUAUGUAUCUAUUUUACUACUGCAUCAUUUAUUCGGACUAGUGAUUCAGUUCCCCAUGAUGCAACGCUUACGCAGCUUUUAGAUGAUUUCAAAAGUAGUGUAAUGGUUCUCAAUGUCACCUUUGCGCGGAAUUUGAGCCCACUGGGACAGUGGAAGGCAACAGGAAUCAAUUUCUUUGUGCUUGAUGUUGCACAUUCUUGA
This is a messenger RNA of Angiostrongylus costaricensis, 705 nucleotides long. NCBI's taxonomy places the organism in Eukaryota, Metazoa, Nematoda, Chromadorea, Rhabditida, Metastrongylidae. The record is from the annotation of a GenBank genome assembly.